This is a messenger RNA of Prunus armeniaca (apricot), 456 nucleotides long. The record is from the annotation of a GenBank genome assembly. Lineage: Eukaryota; Viridiplantae; Streptophyta; Magnoliopsida; Rosales; Rosaceae.
AUGGUUUCAAGGGAAACUAUUGAAAGGCCAAAAGCAACUAUCUCAGCUGGAGUAGUGCUCUGCAGCAAGUGCAGAUGUGAAGCUGAGCUAGAAGUGGUCCUGGACAGGCAGAGUCAGCCCAUUCCGAGUGUUUUUGACAGGAUUGGAACCUCAUCCCAAGAUAGAGCCAGGCGGAAGGAGUAUCCCAGACCAGCCCAGCAUAGCAGGAGGAUGACAGAGCAGCCCAAGAAGGAAAUGUCAAUCAAGAUGCCCGGGAAUGACAAACCUCUGGCUGCUAUCAUAGAAGGAAGGUGGUAUGCUGUCGGGAAAAGCGGCAGACCAACUAUGGAAUUAACCAGAACCCAGAAGAGGAGGGUUCAAAGGCAAUACUGCAUGUUCCUCAAGAGCCACCUCCGGAGACCACUUCCGGCAGAAAAGGGAAAGAUCCAGAAAUACUUUCCCAGGCAGAGCAAGUAA